Messenger RNA from Funneliformis geosporum, 573 nucleotides. NCBI's taxonomy places the organism in Eukaryota, Fungi, Glomeromycota, Glomeromycetes, Glomerales, Glomeraceae. The record is from the annotation of a GenBank genome assembly.
AUGUAUCAUCCUCCACGUGGUGGCGUUCGAGGCGGAAGAACUGAUAAGCAUAGAGAAAACUAUCUUGGACAUUCUUUACAUGCACCUGUUGGAAGGUGGCAACAAGGCAAGGAUCUUACAUGGUACGCUAAAGAUGGAAAGCAUGAUGAUUCACGCAAUGAGGAAAUCAGGGCAAUCAAAAACGCCGAGGCAGAUGUUAUGGCUGAAUUAUUAGGUGGCGGUAAAAGAAGGGUAGUCACAGGAAAUGUAACUCAACAGGAGCUCAGUAAUGUUUUAAAAAGGCAGCAAGAUGAGGAGGAGGAUAGCCUUAAGGAAGCAACUCAGGAAGUUACUAAAGGAUUUAGUUCGGGAAGAUUAUCAAUUAGUGAGAUGGUUUCAGAGGAUACUUUACUUCAAGAUGAUAGCUCAAUCUCACACCGGGAUAAUAAGAAGAGAGCAUCAACAUUGCUACAGUCCGAAGAUAAGAGAAAAGCAAAGAAAGUGAAAAAAGAAGAAAAGAGAAAGAAACAUAAGAAAGAAAAACAUCGCAGCAAAGACAAGCAUACAAAAAGCAAAAAAAAUGAAUCCCAUUGA